Messenger RNA from Bactrocera dorsalis (oriental fruit fly), 1086 nucleotides. RefSeq lists its product as uncharacterized. The coding region runs from base 79 to 900 and encodes 273 amino acids. The record is from RefSeq and is a predicted model, not a curated record. The transcript is spliced from 3 exons. Lineage: Eukaryota; Metazoa; Arthropoda; Insecta; Diptera; Tephritidae.
AAUCCAUUUUCACUUUCGUACAAGUAGCGAGUUGCGAAGCAUUUACAAAUCAAUAUUUAUUUCGUCGCGUGGUCUAAGAUGAAAGUAAGCACGGUUUCAAUUGUCAUGGCAAUCCUUUGCACCCUGUCAUCUUGGCGGAGCGCAAAGGGCGGCGAUACUAUUGCAAUUGCCGUCAACAAUUCUUCUGCAAUUGCCGUCAGCAAGGGCUCAUAUGGUACAGGCCCAAAUGCGUUCGUACCACAACCAAGUACACCAUCAAACGCGGGCAGUUCGAGUGGAAGUAAUGGCGAAAAGCCGGAAACGGACAAAAUUGAAACAACAACCAUGAGCAAUAGUAAUUGGAGAGAGGAGUUUAGAAGAAGACUAGAUGAAAUAUAUGAAGGGAUGAAGAGAAAUGAUCUAACCGGGGACAUCGAUACAUUGAUAAGUAUUAUCCAAGAAGCUCUCGCUAAAAAUGGUCUACCUGGGGCCAUUAGAGAAGAACUAAAUUACGCCUUGAAAAUAUUAAUAAAAGCUAGAUGCAACAAUGACGCGAAUGUAAAGAAAGCUGUUUACUACGAAGCACUCUGUAAACUGUUCGGAAUCUUGUAUGGCGGAGAGGAAUCGGACAAAAUUGAAACAACAACCAUGAGCUAUAGUAAGUGGAGAGAUGACCUUUUAAGAGCACUAGAUGAAAUAUAUAAGGCGAUGGAAAGAGAUAAUUUAGACAGGGACAUCAAAGCUUUGAUUAGUUUGAUCGAAGAAUAUCUCGCCAAAGCUGGAACAUCUGGGGCCAUGACAGCAAAACUAUAUUACUGUUUGCAAAUAUUAAUAAAAGCUAAUGGCAGCAUUGAGGUGAGUGUUAAGAAUGCUGACUACAACAAAGCGCUCUGUACACUGACCAAAGUCGUAAGAGAGUGAAGUGCCAGCUUAAACGAGAGUUACAUAUGUAUAACACACUAUAACUGAUGAUAUAAACAAUUUAUGUUAUAAGAGAUACCUUAAAUUCUAUGAUUAGUUAUAAAAUCCGAUCCACAUUUUGAAACCACGGCAGCCAUAUCUCCAGCUUUUGUGCGAUAAAUAUAAAUCUAUUGAGCAACUUUUCAA